Messenger RNA from Alternaria arbusti, 4137 nucleotides. RefSeq lists its product as uncharacterized. The record is from RefSeq and is a predicted model, not a curated record. The transcript has 8 exons. Bases 1 to 4137 code for a protein of 1378 amino acids. Gene Ontology annotation, cellular component: mitochondrion; oxoglutarate dehydrogenase complex. Gene Ontology annotation, molecular function: RNA binding; protein binding; dihydrolipoyl dehydrogenase (NADH) activity. Lineage: Eukaryota; Fungi; Ascomycota; Dothideomycetes; Pleosporales; Pleosporaceae.
AUGCGCACAGCUUUCGGAGGGCCCAAAUUGCCCGUGGAAUUGAGAAAUCAGUUCGCAGACCCAGCGAACAACAACCGACGAAAUGGACCGCGCAAUGGUCCACCGAAUCGCAAAGACAAGCGCAAGGCCGAUCGCGUAGAGAAGAAGCGCCAGAACAAGCAGGUCAGACGGCCAGCGCCUUCGCAUCCACACAAUGGCCGCGGUCCACGUCGAGAAGCCGAGUCGGACGACGACGACGAGGAAGAGGAGAUAGACUGGGACAACAUCGAAUCCGACGCCACCCCACCCCCGAUAGCUGCGAAAGAGUCGCCUAAACCGUUAAAGGGUAUCCUUAAAGCGAAGCCCUCACAGCACAAAGAAACGUCGCCUCCGCCUCCUAAACUUUCGCGCGCCGCCCAGGAAAAGCUGGCGCAAGAUGACGCUGAGAUUGCAAAGUUGGAGAAGAGGCUAGGCGUGAAGAGCAAAAAGAGGUCCAAGGGAGCAGACGAUGGUCUGGACGACAUAUUCGGCGACCUUGGAGAUUUCAGUGACGAAGAGGAUGCCCAACCUACAAAGAGGAAGAGGAAAGAGGACGACGAUUGGCUUGCAAGCAAGAGGCGGAAAGCUCUAGGUCAGGAGUCGAGCGAGGAAGAGGACAGCGAGUCGGAAGGUUCCGCAUUUGAUGAGGACGAUAUGGAUUUGGAAGAGACAGGCUUCGACGAAGAUGACGAGACUGGGGAUGGCUCUGAAGACGGCCUGGGCUCCGAUGAGGACGACGAAAUGGAGGACGCGGAACCGGAAAAACCACGUGUACGAGAAAACCCAUACAUUGCCCCCGUUGCUGCGAACGCCCAACCGACCAAGUACAUACCACCUGCGCUGAGAGCAGCCCCUGCUUCAGAUACGGAGGCUUUGCUGCGUCUCAAGAGGCAAAUUCAGGGUCUCUUCAACAGGCUCUCUGAAGCCAACAUACUGUCUAUUCUGAAGGAGAUUGAGAACAUCUACCAAAACAACCCUCGAGGCUACGUCAACAACACACUUGUCGACCUGCUCGUUGGCAUGUUGUCGGAUCCGACAGCUCUCCUCGAUACCUUCCUAAACCUACACGCUGGUUUCAUCGCUGCCGUGUACAAAGUCAUCGGACCCGAUUUUGGCGCGCAAAUAGUGGAACGCAUCGUCGCAGAGUUCGAUCAACACUACCAGCCGAACAAGGACGGAAAUGGAAAGCAGACGGCAAACCUGAUAUCUGUAGUCGCGGAGCUGUACACGUAUCAAGUCAUUGGCAGCAACAUCGUCUUCGACUACAUCCGGUUCUUCCUAGACGAACUUACGGAGAUCAAUACCGAACUCCUACUGAGAGUAGUCAGGGCAUCGGGCCCGCAACUGCGACAAGAUGACCCAACUUCACUCAAAGACAUUGUCGUCUUGCUGCAAAAGUCUGUGGCUAAGGUUGGCCAGAACAACCUACCCGUCCGAACAAAGUUUAUGAUCGAGACGAUCAAUGACCUCAAGAACAACAAGAUGAAGACAGGCAUAGCUAAUUCCGCACUUUCAAGAGAGCACACGAUACGCAUGAAGAAGCAGUUGGGUACUCUGAAUUCAAGAAACCUCAGAGCAACCGAGCCGCUACGUGUUGGCCUCAAGGACAUCAAAGACACAGAUAAAAGAGGCAAGUGGUGGCUAGUGGGAGCGAGUUGGCGAAACGAACCUGGCAACGAGGAGAAACCCGAGGAAUCAAAGCAAUCUGGCAGGGCUUCAAAGACCAUCGACAUUGAGGACGACGACAGCGAAGUCGAUCUCGUGCAACUUGCCCGCGAACACCGCAUGAAUACGGACAUUCGGCGCGCCAUCUUCGUUUCUAUCAUGUCUGCCAGCGACUUCAAAGACGCUCAAAUACGACUGAACAAGCUCAACCUCAAGAGGUCGCAGGAGGCGGAAAUUCCACGGGUCAUUGUGCAUUGCGCAGGCGCCGAGAAGACCUAUAACCCAUACUACACAGUCCUCGCCCGAAAGGUCUGUUCAGAUCACAAGACACGAAAGAGUUUCCAGUUUGCAUUAUGGGAUAUCUUCAAGAGUCUAGGAGAGAAGCAAGAUGGCGCAGAUGACUCGGAUGAUGACGAUGACGAUGCAGGUGGUGACACAUCUCUUCGCAAACUUGUUAACCAAGGCAAACUGUACGGCACACUGAUCGGCCGGAAAGCUCUACCCAUCACUAGCCUCAAAAACCUCAACUUCCCUUACCUGCAGCCAAAAACCAAGACGUUCAUCGAAGUCUUGCUAGUCACGACGAUUCUGGAGUCGUUCAAGGCAUCCAAAUCGAAGGACAAGCGAGACGAGCGGGCAGUACGCGAAGUAUUUGUGGAGGUGGAUCAGGCUCCUGAGAUGAUUGCUGGGCUGCAGUUCUUCCUCAAGAAGAUUGUCAGCAAGACAGAGAUCGUCGAGAAGCAUGAGAAAGAGACUGUUCGAUGGGCCUGCAAGUCAAUAAUAGACAUGUUGACGAGAACCUUCCCGGCCGAGCUCCGCAAAAAGCUCAACCACAUCUCCCAUCCCACGCCCCAUCCAUUGACGCCUGUCAUCCCCGCCGUACACUUCACGGCUUCUCUUGGUAGCGAUUCUUCGGUAGUCUCCACCAUGUUCCGCUCACUGGCACCCCGCGCCAUGCAGAGGGCGACGCGGCCCGUCUCCCAAAAGACAUUUUGCGCAUCCAACAUCUACUUCCAGAACCGGUUACGACGAGGCUAUGCGUCGGAGGCUGAGGACAAGGACCUAGUCAUCAUCGGUGGUGGUGUCGCAGGCUAUGUCGCAGCCAUCAAGGCAGGACAGGCGGGCAUGAAGGUCACCUGUAUCGAGAAGCGUGGCUCCCUCGGUGGAACCUGCUUGAACGUCGGCUGCAUUCCCUCAAAAUCGCUCCUGAACAACUCGCAUCUCUACCACCAGAUUCUCCACGACACAAAGGGUCGCGGUAUCGAAGUCGGCGAUGUCAAGCUCAACCUCCCCGCCAUGAUGAAGGCGAAGGACACCUCCGUGUCCGGCCUCACCAAGGGAAUUGAGUUCCUUUUCAAGAAGAACAACGUCGAAUACAUCAAGGGCACUGGCGCAUUCCAGGACGAGCACACCGUCGCUGUCAACCUGACCGAGGGUGGCGAGACCACCGUCCGCGGCAAGAACAUCCUCAUCGCCACUGGUUCCGAGGCUACACCCUUCCCUGGCUUGACCAUCGACGAGCAGAAGGUCAUCACAAGCACUGGCGCUAUUGCGCUCCAGGAAGUGCCAAAGAAGAUGACUGUCAUUGGCGGUGGUAUCAUCGGACUUGAGAUGGCCUCCGUAUGGUCGCGUCUCGGCUCUGAGGUUACCGUUGUCGAGUUCUUGGGUCAAAUUGGUGGCCCUGGUAUGGACAACGAAAUCGCCAAGCAGACACAGAAGAUCCUCACAAAGCAGGGUCUGAAGUUCAAGCUUAACACCAAGGUUACCGCCGGUGAGGUUCACGACGCCGGCGUUAACGUCAGCGUUGAGGCCGCCAAGGGUGGAAAGGAGGAGACCAUCGACUGCGACGUCGUCCUCGUUGCCAUCGGUCGCCGCCCAUACACCUCCGGUCUUGGUCUGGACAACAUCAACCUCGAGACCGACGACAGGGGCCGCUUGAUCAUCGACCAGGAAUACCGCACCAAGAUUCCCCACAUCCGCGCUAUCGGAGACUGCACAUUCGGACCUAUGCUUGCCCACAAGGCUGAGGAGGAGGCUGUCGCCGCCAUUGAAUACAUCCACAAGGGUCACGGCCACGUCAACUACGGUGCCAUUCCCUCCGUCAUGUACACCCACCCUGAAGUCGCCUGGGUCGGCCAGAACGAGCAGGAGCUCAAGGAGGCCGGUAUCAAGUACAAGAACGGAACCUUCCCCUUCUCCGCCAACUCAAGAGCCAAGACCAACCUCGACUCUGAGGGUAUGGUCAAGUUCCUGGCAGAUGCUCAGACUGACCGGAUAUUGGGUAUCCACAUCAUUGGUGCCAACGCCGGUGAGAUGAUCGCAGAGGGCACUCUUGCUCUCGAAUACGGUGCCAGCUCAGAGGAUGUUGCCCGCACAUGUCACGCUCACCCCACUCUCGCUGAGGCGUUCAAGGAGGCUGCCAUGGCCACCUACGACAAGGCUGUUCACUACUAG